Messenger RNA from Ectocarpus sp. CCAP 1310/34, 342 nucleotides. NCBI's taxonomy places the organism in Eukaryota, Phaeophyceae, Ectocarpales, Ectocarpaceae. The record is from the annotation of a GenBank genome assembly.
AUGUCUGUGGUCUCCGUGCCAUCGACAGCUCUCUGGGACCACACCCAAGACGCUCAUGGUGUCGGCAAUGAGGAGGGAGCCAACAGCAAGUCAGAUUGAGCAAUGUUGCAUGUCAUGUCCAGCUUUCAAGAAGCCAUCCUUGGCUCGGUCGAGGUGUACAGUGAUGUAUGUUGGUGGCCGGAGAUAAACUACUGCUUCUGACGAGCAGUUGGUGUUUUCCCAUCAAGUUGCCAGUACUAUAUUCUCAACCCUCCGUAUCCUGCGUUCUCCUCAAUACUAGUAUAUUGAGUUGCAAUAAAAUCAAUGUCUUGGGAACUUCUGCCUUUCGUACGCGCUUGGUGA